Molecule: messenger RNA, 1945 nt
Organism: Megalobrama amblycephala (Wuchang bream)
Lineage: Eukaryota; Metazoa; Chordata; Actinopteri; Cypriniformes; Xenocyprididae
Exons: 2
Coding region: 300-1235 (311 amino acids)
Source: RefSeq, a predicted model, not a curated record
GUUUGUUGCUGCCGCGUUGUUUGAGCUAGAGCUCCGUCGAGCUGAUUCCUAAUUGUUUGUUUUUGCCUCGUAAAAUCUAAUUUAUAAUCUAUCACUCUUUCUUUUUCGGUGGGGGAACACAUCCCCAACAUUAUUUUAUAUAUAAAAACAUUUGGAUUACCUUGAUAUCGCUAGUUUUAUCCGACUUUCCGAACUUUCGCUACUAGCUUUAGCCCGUUAGCAUUAGCGGCGUGCCACGCCCACGCUACGCUAGCGUUUGUACUCUUCUCUCUCAGAAUAUUAUUGUUUCAUCUACUCUAAUGGCGAGUGUAUUGGAUGUUUCUCUACCUUUGUGUGCAGGUGAGGACACGUUUGAGCUGCAUGCAGUGCAGUUGGAACUGGAGGCCGUGGAGCGGCAGAUCCGGAUCCUUCUCGAGAAGCAGGCCGAGCUACGCGAGCGGCAGACAGCGCUGGAAACUUCUCGCGCAGACGCUCACCAACCCUCGGUAAGUUUGCAGCGUGAUAUUAACACUCCUGCUUCCUCUACGCCGUGUGUUUCUCUGCACAGGGCCCGAGCACCAAGAACGCGUUCAUCCCAGCCCUCGUUCACUCCGGCGCCGUCACACCAGGGACCUUGGGUGCUUCAGCAGCGGAAGACGCGAGCCAGGCCUCGGACCAGGACCUCUCCUCCGCCGCCCCCGGUCUUCGACGUCUCGACACGGAACCGCUUCUCCCCUCUUCGCGAGGCAGAACGCGACGCCGUGGUCAUCGGAGACUCCAUCAUCCGCCACGUCCACGCUACCACAGCCAAAGGUAAGGUGCGCAGUCACUGUUUUCCUGGUGCUCGUGUUCUCGAUGUCUCUGCGCAGAUUCCCGCGAUCCUCAACGGUGCUGAGACCAUCGGAGCUGUAGUGCUGCACGCGGGGGUGAACGACACCAGGCUGCGGCAGACGGAGGUGCUGAAGCAGGACUUCAGAAGCCUGAUCGAGACGGUACGAGCCACAUCGCCCGCGACGAAGAUCAUCGUGUCCGGACCGCUUCCGACGUACCGACGAGGACAUGAAAGGUUCAGUAGAUUAUUUGCUUUAAAUGAAUGGUUGAUGUCUUGGUGUAAUGAACAGAAGCUGCUCUUUGUAAAUAAUUGGAAUCUUUUCUGGGAGCGUCCUAGGCUCUUCCGUGCUGAUGGCCUGCACCCCAGCAGCAUCGGAGCUGAUCUUCUGUCAGAGAACAUCUCCAAGAUGCUUCGCACCGUAUGACUAGUAACUAGAGAGGACUUCAGUUUCAGUUUGGAUCCAGCCUCUUAAGAAGACCUCAGACGACCAUCACCUGUGAAGAGACGGCGCCAGCUCCUGCGAGGACUUCAGAAGACGCAAUCAUCUGGAUCAACAUUCACAUUGCAUAAUCUCUAUAUCCUAAUUUAUUGUUAAUGUAAUUCAUUUUCCAGGAGCUCUUUGCUUCUACCUUCAGUUAAACUGCUAACAGUGAUUGUAAUUAAUUACCUAAAGUAUAUUAUUUGCUAACUACAUUCUUUAAAUUGUAAUGUUGACAUCCAUUUUCUGUAAAGCUGCUUUGAAAUGAUAUGUAUCGUGAAAAGCGCUAUACAAAUAAAUUUGAAUUGAAUUGAAUUGAAUAUAUAUAUAUAUAUACAUUAAUGAUAAAUUUAAAGCUAUUUCUUUUGCCAUUUUGGAGAUGUAGUAUAUUUAUUUUCUUUGUAUGGAAAAAGCAGUCACCUUUUCUGUUCAACAGAAGACAGUAAGUCAUAUCGGACGACAUGAGAGUAAGUAAAUGAUGACAAAAUGUUCAUUUUUUGGUGAACUAUCCCUAUAAUAUUCAAUACUCAAUGCAAAUUCUUCAGUAUUUAUACACCCAGCCCUUUCUUGGCUGUGUAUAUUUCUUGUGCUCCAACAAAGUAGAGAAGAAGAACCACUCAUAAAAUUAACAUUUCAAUAAAGCUUGUUAUUCUGUU